AUGACGCCCAAUCUUAAUAAUUCCCAGACUGUGUUCUCAUUUCCUGAGCCUAACUUAGAGGGAUUAUCAGUUAGCGCAAAGACAUAUGGCUAUGGACCCAGGGUGGAAUUAGCUGCCACCGCGAAUUCCCAUGUCAACAGAGUCAAGAACCGAGCUGAGGAAGCCUCUAAUUCAUGGGGGUCAAGCUCUCCACAGAGCCCUCUGAUGGGAGGUAUUGUUGAUAGAUCCCAGUGUGCAACUAUUCACGAUGCCUUAACAGGAUCCGCGGACGAACUUCACGGGGACAUAAAUACCAAUAUGGCAGCCCCUUCCUCUUCUCCAGUCCACUUCGACGAGGCAAUAGGGCCAGCCAACGACGUCCAAAUCGCAGAAAACAGAGGAAUGCUUAACAAGGACCACUGUGUCAUAAUUCAGGGCCUCGCAGAGUCCUCCGCCAGUUCUCCCAGGGAAAGAAUCGCUGCUGACUUAGAGCAAUUCCAGAAACUCCUCAAUGAAAUGCUGCAACCAACAGAAGAUGUCACAGUCCUAAAGGCGUUUCGUCUUGGUAGCCGUACAAAUGCCGCUCCGGAGACGCGAUCACGACCCCUAAAAAUCGUUCUUGGUAGCAAUGAGCAGGCGAAACUUAUACUUUCCAGGCGUUUUCGAAUGAAGCAUUCCCAUACAGGAGUGUUUUUUUUUCAGCCGGACUACUCACCUGCCGAGAGAAUGAAACGCCGCGAACUUGUCCUAGAAUUGAGAACACGGCAAACCAACGGAGAAAAAAACUUGACAAUCUACAAAGACCGGAUUGUCAAACGACAUUCCGCUCCCCUCUGGUUCAAGCCGAUCCGAAUGACUGCACAGCUACCCCAGUAG
This is a messenger RNA of Spirometra erinaceieuropaei, 855 nucleotides long. NCBI's taxonomy places the organism in Eukaryota, Metazoa, Platyhelminthes, Cestoda, Diphyllobothriidea, Diphyllobothriidae. The record is from the annotation of a GenBank genome assembly.